Molecule: messenger RNA, 1601 nt
Organism: Vigna radiata var. radiata (mung bean)
Lineage: Eukaryota; Viridiplantae; Streptophyta; Magnoliopsida; Fabales; Fabaceae
Product: taxadiene 5-alpha hydroxylase
Exons: 4
Coding region: 1-1425 (474 amino acids)
Biological process (GO): sterol metabolic process
Molecular function (GO): monooxygenase activity; iron ion binding; heme binding
Source: RefSeq, a predicted model, not a curated record
AUGAAUCUUCUUUUGUUGGGUUUUCUCUUCUUCAUCCCAAUCUUUCUUCUGCUGAGAAGAGGAAGAAACCCCUCUAAAAGGGUUCCUCCUGGUUCACUUGGAAUACCUAUUAUUGGCCAAAGUCUUGGCCUUCUUCGAGCUAUGCGUGCCAACACCGCAGAAAAAUGGGUUCAAGAAAGAAUCAGCAAGUAUGGUCCCAUUUCAAAGCUAAGCCUAUUCGGAAAACCAACAGUGUUAAUCUAUGGACAGGCUGCAAAUAAGUUUAUAUUCUCUAGUGGCGGCAACGCGAUUGCUAACCAGCAAACACAAUCCAUCAAAAUGAUCCUAGGUGACCGGACCUUGUUGGAACUGAGUGGUGAAGAUCACAGCCGUGUCAGAGGUGCACUUGUCUCAUUUUUGAAGCCAGAGUCCUUGAAGAGAUAUGUGGGAAAAAUGGAUGAAGAAGUCAGGAAUCACCUUCAGAUGCAUUGGCAGGGGAAACAGCAACUCAAGGUAUUGCCUUUGAUGAAGACUCUCACGUUCAAUAUAAUUUGCUCUCUUUUGUUUGGUCUUGAGCGUGGAAAACAGAGAGAUCAAUUCCUGGAUUCCUUCCAAGAGAUGAUAGAAGGAAUGUGGUCAGUCCCAAUUAACGUGCCCUUCACACGUUACAAUCGAAGCCUUAGAGCAAGUGCAAGAAUCCAGACCAUGUUGAAGGAGACUGUGCAGAAGAAGAGGACUGAACUCGAGCAAAAUGCAGCAUCUGCACGCCAAGACUUGAUUAGUUGCUUGUUAGGCAUGGUUGAUGAAGACGGCAAACAAGUUAUGACUGAGAAGGAAAUCAUUGACAACAUCAAGCUUGUCAUGGUUGCUGGACACGACACUUCAUCUGUUCUAAUCACUUUCAUCAUCCGACUCUUAGCCAACGAACCUGCUAUUUAUGCAACAGUUCUUCAAGAACAGGAAGAGAUAGCAAAAGGCAAGCCCUCUGGAGAGGCGCUCACAUGGGAAGACCUUUCAAAGAUGAAGUACACAUGGAGAGUAGCAAUGGAAACUCUUAGAAUGUUUCCUCCUAUUUUUGGUGGCUUCAGAAAGGCUGCAACAGAUAUUGAAUACGAUGGAUACCUCAUACCCAAAGGAUGGCAGAUUUUCUGGGUUACAGCAAUGACCCACAUGGAUAGCAGCAUUUUCACAGAACCAUUGAAGUUUGAACCUAGUAGAUUUGAAAACCAAGCAUCUGUACCCCCCUACUGCUUCAUUCCAUUUGGUGGGGGAACAAGAAUAUGUCCAGGGUAUGAGUUUUCCAGGCUUGAAACUCUAGUUGCAAUUCAUUACCUAGUGACUCGAUUCAGUUGGAAGCUAUGUUCAGACAAUUUCUUCAGUAGGGAUCCAAUGCCAGUACCAUCUCAAGGGCUACUGAUUCAAAUUUGGCCAAGGAGACUUUCUUAAUGGUCAUUUUAGUAACAGCUGGUCUUAUAAUACAAUGUACCAAAAAUAAGUCAAUGUUAAUAAUUAAAGAGUAAUUAUUACCUUAUUUUGUAUUCACACUUGAAAAUAACUGAGUUACAAUCUUACAAGAAAAAAAGAAGAAUAAGCAAGCGCUUAAACUACACUAUUUUAAAUCA